This is a messenger RNA of Lutra lutra (Eurasian river otter), 1234 nucleotides long. It is a transcript of the gene GJB4, whose product is annotated as gap junction protein beta 4. The record is from RefSeq and is a predicted model, not a curated record. Gene Ontology annotation, cellular component: connexin complex. Gene Ontology annotation, molecular function: gap junction channel activity. Gene Ontology annotation, biological process: cell communication. Lineage: Eukaryota; Metazoa; Chordata; Mammalia; Carnivora; Mustelidae. The transcript is spliced from 4 exons. Bases 344 to 1180 code for a protein of 278 amino acids.
GUGGGCCAGGGGAGAGAGCUGCCGGUGUUUGCUCUGAAUAUGUGCCCGGGGAAGUCCGCCUGCCUGCCCACCCGCUCACUCUCCCUUGGCUCAUUGGCUCAGAAAGCUCCACCCAGCACAGGAGUGAGGAACAAAAGCUGCCUCCGGGAGGCCCUCAGGCAGACAGACAAGCCCAGGGACCGGAGAGUCGCUGUUAGACCCGAGAAAGAAGUCGUGUGAUCCACAGGGCUGAAACCUGGGGUCGAAGACGUUGGCAGGCUCUCCUGGCCUCGUGGUCCCCACGCCCCGAGUGGGUGCUCCCGGCUGCAGACAGUCCCCGUGAGGAAGCAAGGACACAAUCGUCAUGAACUGGGCGUCCCUGCAGGGCCUCCUGAGCGGGGUCAACAAGUACUCCACGGCGCUGGGCCGCAUCUGGCUGUCAGUGGUGUUCAUCUUCCGUGUGCUGGUGUACGUGGUGGCGGCUGAGGAGGUGUGGGAUGACGAGCAGAAGGACUUCGUCUGCAACACCAAGCAGCCGGGCUGCCCCAACGUCUGCUACGACGAGUUCUUCCCCGUGUCCCACGUGCGCCUCUGGGCCCUGCAGCUCAUCCUGGUCACCUGCCCCUCGCUGCUCGUGGUCAUGCACGUGGCCUACCGCCAGGAGCGCGAGCGCCGCCACCGCCUGAAGCACGGGCCCAGCGCCCCAUCCCUGUACGACAACCCAAGCAAGAAGCGCGGUGGGCUCUGGUGGACCUACCUGCUGAGUCUCCUCUUCAAGGCAGCCGUCGACGCCGGGUUCCUCUACCUCUUCCACCACCUCUACGAGGAUUAUGACAUGCCGCGCGUGGUGGUGUGCUCCGAGUCCCCUUGCCCCCACAUGGUGGACUGCUACAUCUCCCGGCCCACCGAGAAGAAGGUCUUCACCUACUUCAUGGUGGCCACUGCUGUCAUCUGCAUCCUGCUCAACCUCAGUGAGGUCACCUACCUGGUGGGCAAGAGGUGCCUGGAGACCUUCAGCCCAAGGCGCAAGCGGUCUCGGCACCGGGACCACCUGCCUGACACCUGCCCCCCGUACAUCCUCUCCCAGGGAGAGCACCCCCAAGAUGGGAACUCUGUCCUAAUGAAGGCUGGGUCAGCCACAAUGGAGGCAGGACAACGAGAAGUCACUAGAGAGGCUGAGCACUGGAGUGAUGUGAUCUAAGGCACGGUGCCUCUGGUUUAUGUGCUGAGGGGCCCGGGCGGGGCCACCUACUUG